AAUCGGGGCAUCAAUAACAACUUCAGCUACAACUGGACUAUCAACAACCACACCUGCAACAUCAACUGCUUCAGCGCCUGUUUACACUGUGUCAGCAGACUUACCAGACGAACCUUUUACAGUUGAGCUCACAAAUCCCAACAGCAACAGAUUCAGAGUGCUUGAAUUGGCAUGUGUAAUACCGUGUAUUCAAGUAUACCGUAUCAGAUUUGGAAAUAGAUUUAACACCUGCAAUGUGAGGAGAUUCAGGCCUAUUCCUGCGAGGACAAGAACGGUUGGAACUCAAGUAGAUCUUGGGAUUGUAUUCAAUAGGACUGCAGACUUGCCACCGAAUAGUGCUAUUGUUGAAACGUUAGUAGAUGCCGUGCAAAACAGUACCUUCAAUCUUACAAUGAAUGCCACUUCAAUCAGAGUAGCAGAUGGUCCAUUGCCUUCAACUGCUGCAACUACAACUGCUGCAACUACAACUGCUGCACCUGCAACUGCUGCACCUGCAACUGCUGCACCUGCAACUGCUACACCUGCAACUGCUGCACCUGCAACUGCUGCACCUGCAACUGCUGCACCUACAACUGUAGCACUCACAAAAAUUAAUGUGUCUUUUAGAUCUGUGACAAACACAUUCACAUCUGACUUGCUCGAUCCAGCAUCAGACACAUUUAAAAAUCGAACUUCACUGUUAAAGACACAGCUUGAACCCAUUUUCCAAACGGUAUUCCCUUCCUCCUUCAGGUUCAUAGAGGUGGUGUCAUUCAGUAAUGGAUCAAUCAUCAAUAACAUCACCCUUAACUUUCAAAAUACAUUUGUUCUUAAUAACACUGAGUUUGUGAGUGUUUUGCUCAGAGCGGCUUCGAAUAUCACCGGCUUUGACAUUGAGAUCAGCUCCAUCAUUGUGAAUGGCAUACCUUCGAGUGGAGUAAACCACAAGAUCAGUCUCCUCACUGCAUCCAUCAUGGUACUGUUGUCAUGGCUACUGUCAAGCCAGCAAUAGCAUCAGUGCUCCAUUUGAAAUGAACAGAAUAUGACUGCUAUCACUGGCAUGAAAUAGGACUUUUCUUUAACAUACUAUCAGACUGAGUGGACUCGGUGGAUAAGGAAAGUCUGUAGAACUUAGCAUAUUUCUAUGUGGAAAUGAAUGCCCAGAAUCCUGAGCUGAACAGAAUGACACAGCACCUUUUCCACUGACUCUAUUGAGUCAAACCAUAAAAUAACACAUUAUAUUAAGCACUGAAAAGUCAGAAAAUAAGAGCACUGUUAAUACUUAAUGUCUUUUAAAUGAAUAUAUUUUUGAAAAAACUUGAAGCAGGGAUACUGCUGUUACUUUUAACUUAAUUCUGUAGUCCCCAAAUGCAUUUAUAAUUCAUGUUUAGGUUUUACCUGAUUGCAUAGCAGCAUAACAUGACAUAGCGACCUAAUAAAUGCCACAGAGAGCAUAUUGUAGCAUUAUAGUGGACUGCACACCCCAAUCGUGAACCAAUGCAUAAAAGGCUUUUGCAAACAUGAAGUCCUCACUGCAUCCUUCAUGGUACGCUUGUCAUGGCUACUGUCAAGCCAGCAAUAGCACUGAGUCCGACCAUAAAAUAACACAUUAUCUUAAGCCCAGAGAAGUCAAAAAAUAAGAGCACUAUUGUACUUUUAAUGUCUUUUAAAUCAGUCUAUUUUUUUAAAUAUACAAGUUAAGAUGCUGCAGUUUCUGUCAUCUCCAAAUGUAUUCAAACUUUUUAAUUUUAAAUUUUACUUUCAGCACUGUCAGCUGUCUUAUUGAUACAAAGUAUUCAUGUAAUCACACAUAACUGUAUUCUGUGAGAAUUUGUGUACAAUUUCUGUCAGCAAUGAUCAGAAUAC
Messenger RNA from Larimichthys crocea (large yellow croaker), 1845 nucleotides. RefSeq lists its product as uncharacterized. The transcript is spliced from 7 exons. The record is from RefSeq and is a predicted model, not a curated record. The coding region runs from base 392 to 991 and encodes 199 amino acids. NCBI's taxonomy places the organism in Eukaryota, Metazoa, Chordata, Actinopteri, Sciaenidae.